This is a messenger RNA of Pollicipes pollicipes, 2151 nucleotides long. Its product is annotated as proline-rich protein 36-like. The record is from RefSeq and is a predicted model, not a curated record. The annotation marks the transcript as partial. Lineage: Eukaryota; Metazoa; Arthropoda; Thecostraca; Pollicipedomorpha; Pollicipedidae. The transcript is spliced from 3 exons.
UCCGGCGCUACCUCGGCGCCAGCGCCGGCCGAGCUGCCUCGGCAGCGCCCCGCCGAUCAGCGCGGCUCCCCGGCAGCUCCCGCCAGCGCCUUCAAGAGUCCAGGAGCUGCGGCAGACCCGCGGCCGCUACCGGAGACCUACGGUCUUCCACAGCAGGCGACUCCUGCUGCGUUCUCGGUCCAGCCACCCAGCCCCGCGCCCAGCCCAGUACAGAGCUACGUCGCACCGCUAACCACGUUCACCACGUACACAGUGCAAGCGCCUGGCGCAGCUCCUAUCCCCGCACAGAGCUAUAACAUCCCCCAGGCGGCUCCUGUACCAGUCCAGAGCUACAGCUUACCCCAGGCGGCUCCAUCACCAGUCCAGAGCUACAGCUUGCCCCAGGCGGCUCCUGCACCAGUCCAGAGCUACAGCUUACCCCAGGCGGCACCUGCACCAGUCCAGAGCUACAGCUUACCCCAGGCGGCACCUGCACCAGUCCAGAGCUACAGCUCACCCCAGGCUGCACCCAUCUUGUACUCGGCGCAGCAGCCGGGUACAGUUCUCACCCCGGCGGGCGCCGCGCCCGUGCAGAGCUACGGCUCGCCUGCGAGACAGUCCCCCGUGCUGGCCGUGGCGGCGCCAACACUGCAGCAGCCGGCGGCCACCUACAGCGUCGUUCAGCAGCCGAGCCUGUCCGUCCCCAGUCCAGCGCCAUCCUUCGUCGUCCAGAACCCCGUCGCCGCCGUGCCCCACUCGUACAGCACCCCUGCGCGGAACCCGCUGCUCACCCCGCAGCUGGCGUACGUCACACCCGUGGGCGGAGGCGCCCUCGGCGUGCAGCGUGACAGCAGCCGCGGAAGCGACUCGAGCAAGGGGCUUGUCAUCUCGCUGGGCGGCGCCUCGAUCCAGCUGGGCGGCGACUCGGGUACCAGCAUCCGAUUAGACGCGGGAGGCCGCUCGAGCAGGGACGAAGGCGUGUCAGGAGCGGGCAGCAGCAUCACCAUCAUCGCCGGCGGGGCGGCGGCGCAGGCCGCUCCGUCUGCGCCUGUACCUCCACCCAGGACGGGCUUUGCCGCGCGGUCCAAUCAGAACGAUGCCCCGAGGGAUCCGCCGGCACCGCCCUCCUCGUACGGACCCUCUCGAGACCCACCGUCCUCCUACUCACCGCCGGCUAGGGACCCACCGUCAUCCUACUCACCACCAGCUAGGGAUCCACCGUCAUCCUACUCACCACCAGCUAGGGAUCCACCGUCCUCCUACUCACCACCAGCUAGGGAUCCACCGUCCUCCUACUCACCACCGGCUAGGGACCCACCGUCCUCCUACUCACCACCGGCUAGGGACCCUCCGUCUUCCUACUCACCACCAGCUCGAGAUCCUCCGUCCUCUUACGCCCCAGCCCGAGACCCUCCUUCGUCCUACGGUGGCGGCAGGAGCGCAGAUCAGACCAGCUGGCGCCCUAUGAACGAUGCCGGACGCAGCGCCACCACAACCGCCGCCGCCGACGGUGGCGACACCUACACGUUCUACGAGGGUCAGACCCGCACCUUUCCGCCGUCGGACACCUCAGCCAGUCGGUCGGGGGCACGUGCUGCUGCUGUGCCCCUGCGUGCUCCCACCAGCACGUACGGUCAAGCGAGGGACCCUCCGGUCGCUUCACCGACCACCUACGGCGCGCCACCGAGGGACCCGCCGUCGCCGAUGUACGGGGCACCGGCGCGGGACCCUCCAGCUCCUCCACCCACCACCUACGGCGCGCCACCGAGGGACCCGCCGUCGCCGAUGUACGGGGCACCGGCACGUGACCCGGUCACAGCCGCGCCGGUGGUGCAGGCGCCGCCGGUGCAGGCGGUGCCGGUGCAGGCGGUGCCGGUGGUGCUGCUGGGCCCGCCGCGGAAGAAGCACCACAAGCACCGCCGCCCGCCCAAGGGCCGCCUUGUGAAGGACACGCUGGUGCGCCAGGUCUCCUACCCGGGGCAGAGGCUGCGAAGCCCGCCACUCCGCGCGAGACGGCCAGCCAAUCCCAUCAUCUGGGCCAGCGUGCCGCAGGCGGCGGCGCCGGUGAGCUACGGCGUCGCGCGCGACCCUCCGGCGUUGAGCUACGGCGUCGCGCGCGACCCUCCGGCGACGAGCUACGGCGCGCCGCAGCGCAGCCCGGCGCGCUGCUGA